ACUAUAGGAGUAUUAACUACUACUACUAAUCUCUCUUUCCUCUCUACUAUUCCAGUUCAUCUCAUCCUCUCCAUUUUAUUGCUAAACCUUUUCACCAUUAAACCCACUUCAUCAUUUCUCUCUCCUCUCUAAAAUCCAGGUUUUGUUGAGGUCGUUAAAGUUGAUGUUUUGCUGUAACUAAUAAUGGCGUCUCUCUCUUUCACCCAAUUUCUUUCCUUGCCUAGGUGGAACUAUAGAACACCCUGCGUAGCAGAUGUAGAAUUAAUGCUCGUUGCAGAUAAUAGAUUACGGAAUAGAUGGGUUUUGUCAGCAACAUCUAAAAAAGCAAUUGUAGCAUCUAUACCCGAGGAGGAGGCAUCCACUGAAUCAAAGGGAACCAAAAAGGCUAGGAGUAGGCAGGCCAACGCAAGAGGUAGAAAGAAGGCAACUACUGAACUGCUGGACCAUGAUUUUAAUCUAUUGGCUAGUAGUUCCAUUUCAGAACAGGAGUUCUCUGAUCUGGAAGCAUCUAUUAGCGACUCUGAGAAACCCAAGAGAAGAACCAGGAAGAAAGUUGUCUCUCCAACUUCGACUUCUGGUAUGGAGGAAGUGAAGACAAAUAAAAAGUCCAGGGGGAGGAAGAGCAAGGAAGAGAUCAGUAAGGUUGAGGAUCAAACAAGUGAGAUGGAAGUCAAUGAUUUAGAGGAGGUCGUCUACCGUACAAGUCAAGAUAAUGAUGACAGUGACAUUGAUUUACAAUUGGGAAAGAGUGAUGGUGAUGAUAUUAGUUUCAGUUAUGGUUGGCCCCCUCUUGUUUGUUGCUUUGGAGCAGCACAGCAUGCUUUUGUGCCUUCAGGAAGGCCUGCCAAUAGACUUAUAGAUUAUGAAAUUCAUGAUUCACUUAAAGAUGCCUUAUGGGAACCUGAAAAGUUUGUUAGGGCUCCUGGAGGUUCGGCAGGUGGUGUUGCAAUAGCGCUGGCAUCGCUGGGUGGCCGAGUAGCUUUUAUGGGUAAACUUGGCAAUGAUGACUAUGGGCAGACAAUGCUGUAUUACUUAAAUGUAAAGAAUGUUCAAACACGAUCAGUUUGUGUAGAUGAUAAACGUCCAACAGCUGUUUCACAGAUGAAGAUUGCCAAGCGGGGCGCUUUACGAACAACUACUGUCAAACCUUGUGCAGAGGAUUCUUUGUCAAUAUCUGAUAUCAAUAUUGAUGUGUUGAAGGAGGCUAAGAUGUUUUAUUUGAAUACAUCCUCCUUGCUUGAUGCUAGUAUGAGAAGAGCGACUUUGCGAGCGCUUAAGAUAUCAAAGAAAUUAGGGGGUGUCAUCUUCUAUGAUCUGAAUCUCCCAUUGUCACUGUGGCAGUCUGAUGAAGAAACCAAAUCUUUCAUAGAGCAAGUGUGGAGCCUUGCAGAUGUCAUUGAAGUCACAAAGCAAGAACUUGAAUUUAUUUGUGGAAUCAAGCCUUUAGAGGAGUUUGACACCAAGAACAAUAAGAGAUCUAAGUUUGAGCAUUAUGAACCAGAUAUUAUAGCUCCUCUAUGGCAUGAGAAUCUCAAAGUUUUGUUUGUUACAAAUGGGACUUCUAAGAUACACUAUUACACCAAAGAGCAUAAUGGUGCUGUCCUUGGAGUGGAAGAUGCUCCAAUGUCCCCUUUCACACAAGAUAUGUCAGCAUCUGGAGAUGGCAUAGUGGCAGCUCUCAUGAGAAUGUUGACAGUGCAACCACAUCUCAUUACAGACAAAGAGUACUUAGAGCGUGCAGUUAAAUAUGCAAUUAAUUGUGGAGUCAUUGACCAGUGGAUUGUAACUCGGCAAAACGGCUUUCCUGCUAAGGAAGGCCUGGAAGAAGAAGAUGAAGACGAAGGCAUUCCUGACUUAAAUGGCAUCAGGUCUAUCACCGAGAGACAGUUCCGCACUGUGAUGCCUGUUUCUAGCUGAUCAAAAUUCACUCAGUAGACCCAAGGAUUUGUAUCUUUAGCUGAAUGAUAAUCGAACCUUCUAUACCUUCACAUCUCUUAAGGCUUUUUGCGGUACUAGUUUCCGUGGAACUCCAGCCAUAGAAGAUUCUUCUAAGAACCUUAGGAAACCAUCUGUUUUCGACCUCUAGUUUUUGCCCUUGCUUUAUUUCAUACUAGGAUAAAUUUUGUAAUGAAAGAAAAGAAUAGUUCAAUAUAGCUCUGCUGUAGAGAAUGUCCUCUCUAUUUUUAUUUGUUAAUUCAUUCUUCUAAUUGGGUUUUCAGAAUGCUAUUAGGGAAAGAAAGAAAAGUAAUGGUCUACACUCUUAACAGUCAUUUAAUCAACUCAUCAUUCUUAUCUUAUGUCACCUGAAUUUUCGGAUC
Beta vulgaris subsp. vulgaris (sugar beet) is the source of this 2318-nucleotide messenger RNA. RefSeq names its product fructokinase-like 2, chloroplastic. Gene Ontology annotation, cellular component: chloroplast nucleoid. The coding region runs from base 184 to 1917 and encodes 577 amino acids. Lineage: Eukaryota; Viridiplantae; Streptophyta; Magnoliopsida; Caryophyllales; Amaranthaceae. The record is from RefSeq and is a predicted model, not a curated record. Gene Ontology annotation, biological process: chloroplast organization; plastid transcription; etioplast organization. The transcript is spliced from 6 exons.